This is a messenger RNA of Saccostrea cuccullata (small rock oyster), 603 nucleotides long. Its product is annotated as tripartite motif-containing protein 6-like. NCBI's taxonomy places the organism in Eukaryota, Metazoa, Mollusca, Bivalvia, Ostreida, Ostreidae. The transcript has a single exon. Gene Ontology annotation, molecular function: zinc ion binding. Bases 1 to 603 code for a protein of 200 amino acids. The record is from RefSeq and is a predicted model, not a curated record.
AUGUGUGAACAAUGCAGAGACCAACAUCUAAAGAUUCCAGAAAACAAGAAUCAUGAAGUGGUCCUUUAUCAGCAACGUAGACGACAACUCCCUGUGAUAAAAUGCAAGAUCCACCCCACCAAAGAAAUGGAUAUUCUAUGUGAAGAAUGUAACAUUCCUAUAUGUUCAAAGUGUUCAACAAUGCAAGAGCACUGGGGGCAUCAUUUUAUUGAUUUAGAAACUAUAUAUACACAGACAUUUGAACUUUGCCAAAAGGAGCUCUCUAAAAUCCAUAACUACUUUGUUCCUACAUCACAGGAUUUACAGAGAGAAGUUCGGGAAGAUACCACAGAAGUUAAACAGAUCAUGGACAGCAUACGGACAUCCAUGAAGGCUGAAGCCGAGUCUCUCAAAAACAUGGUGGACACAGUACUCUCAGAAAAUAUGGAAGAAUUAAACCAAAUAGAGAAGUCAUUACUGGAGAAAUUAAAGAGCCAAGAGAAGACAUUUGAUGAUUAUAUUGCCUAUCUCAGUGACCUUGUUAAAGAGUUCCAGAGUUAUCUGUCCUCUACUGAGCUCUCUAACUUCACAACUCAACUAGCUUCGAGACAACUUAAAAACUAG